This is a messenger RNA of Puntigrus tetrazona (Sumatra barb), 1702 nucleotides long. RefSeq names its product nuclear factor of kappa light polypeptide gene enhancer in B-cells inhibitor-like 1 (gene nfkbil1). Gene Ontology annotation, molecular function: protein binding. Lineage: Eukaryota; Metazoa; Chordata; Actinopteri; Cypriniformes; Cyprinidae. Bases 273 to 1352 code for a protein of 359 amino acids. Gene Ontology annotation, biological process: canonical NF-kappaB signal transduction. The transcript has 4 exons. The record is from RefSeq and is a predicted model, not a curated record.
AGAAGAUUCGCCAGCGAACAACGACAUCUGAAGGUCCACUUUAAAUCUGCACGUCAACUACGAGAUUGUUGGAUUUGUUUCCUACGGAAUUUUUUUUUAGACGUACUACAGAGAUGUCGUGUAACGCCAAAGAGAAGCUUCUAUACUGUUUUGUGACAUUUGUUUAUGACCGUAUGUAAAACGUUGAAAGAACUUCUCAUGAACAAAUGGGGUGUUAAAAUAGAUUCAUAACGUUGUCUAGAACUAUCCGCGUGUAAUCUAAAUUAGUCUCGAUGGUGAAAAGAAAACAGAGAAGAGUUUUGCGCUAUAUGAAGCAGGGGAGUCUUAUGAAGUUAAAGUCGUUCCUUCGUAAACACAAGGAACUAGACCUCAAUUUCACCCAGGGGAAAAAGCACAGAAGCCCCUUACACAUUGUCUGUUCACAAGGGGAUGAUGCAAUUCUCAGACUGCUACUGGAACAUGGAGCAAACCCCCUUCAAACCGACCGAAAUGGAGACACACCGCUACAUCUGGCCACAAGGAAAGCCCUCAAACAUGGCAAACGAGCAUAUGAUGACCUGGUGGUGCCGUUACAAAAAAAGUGUCCAGAAGCAAUGAAUAUUUCCAAUAAAGCAGGAGUGACACCUCAUGACCUGUUCCAGUGGAUGAAGCCUGAGCAGGUGAAUUUAAAAAAUGAUACUUCGCAUGUUGAUUCAGAGAAAAAAUGGAGAGAGAAACUGUUGGGUGAAUGUCAGGAUGAGUUUUUUGAGACAUUCGGGCAGUAUGAUGAUGACUUUUUGUGGGAUGAUAAAGAUGACGAAGACUUUGAAGACUGGGCGGAGCGGAUCAGACAGGAGUAUUUUGCCAAGCAACGAGCCAAAGAACAGAGGGAAUCAGCCUCUUCAGGUCAGCAGAGGUGGAAGCGGCGUAAAGAGAUGGAAAAAGAUGAGAGAAGUCAGAGGGAGCUAAGAGCCAGGCUGGAGCAGGAGCAUGAGGAAUACCUACAGCGUGCAGCUCGUAAGGAGGAGGAGAUACGGCAGAGGAGGAGGCGGCGCUAUGAGGAGAACUGUGCCACCACGUUUCACCGCUCCUCAGGCAAAGAACCUGAAGGACUGCUUGGAUACACCGAUAUCCCUUGGCCUGUUCCUUGUGGCUCGCUGGAGGAAAUGGUUGACGUUAUGCUGCAUGGAGCUGAUCGAUCUGAUUUGACUUCUUUUCGGAAAGUGCUCCGUCGUCAGCAGGCCUUCUGGCACCCAGACAAGUUUGUCCAGCGCUGUGGAGGCCGUCUGUUGGAUUCUGAUAGGCAGAGGAUCCUCGACACGGUUACAAGCCUCUCACAGGAGCUCAACAGACUAGCGCAAAACCUCAGAUGAUAUAGACUUCUCUGAUCUGAGCACCUCACUAAAUGGCUUUCAAAUUGGUAUGUGUUUAAAACACUUUUGAACAGUCCAAAAAAAAAAAAAAAAUUUGUCUUGCGCUAAUGAUAUUGUUGUUUCUUUGAAAGAAGAAUACUGAUUGAUAUAUUUUAAAAUUUGUAUAAAUUUAGUGCCAUUAAUGAUUAGUCACUAAUGAUUUUUCACCUAUUUAUUCAUUUCAUUGAAUUAGUCUGAUUAUUUAACGGUUAUCUACUAUUUUCUGAUUAACCCUUUGGUUAACUUACCAAUAAGUAAUAACCAUUAAAUUUGACGCUAUUUCGACAAAUAAAAAUUUUCCCACAUAAAAA